AUGGAGAUAGAAAAUAGCACAGUCGUGAAAGAAUUCAUCCUUCUUGGUCUGACACAGUCUCAAAAUAUUCAGCUGCUGGUCUUUGUGCUAGUUUUAAUUUUCUACCUCAUCAUCCUCCCUGGAAAUUUCCUCAUCAUUCUCACCAUCAGAUCAGACCCUGGCCUCACAGCCCCCCUCUACUUCUUUCUGGGCAACUUGGCAUUAGGCUUUGUCCACUCCAUCAUUCAGGUGGCCCUCAUCCUCCGCUUGCCCUUCUGUGGCCCAAACCAACUGGAUAACUUCUUCUGUGAUGUGCCACAGGUCAUCAAGCUGGCCUGCACAGACACCUUUGUGGUGGAGCUCCUGAUGGUCUUCAACAGUGGCCUGCUCACUCUUCUGUGCUUCCUGGGCCUUCUGGCCUCCUAUGCAGUCAUCAUCUGUCGUGCACAUCGGUCGUCCUCUGAGGGGAAGAACAACGCCCUGUCCACUUGUACUACGCAUGUCAUUAUUAUACUUAUCAUGUUUGGACCUGCCAUCUUCAUCUACACUCGCCCCUUUAGGACCUUACCAGUGGAUAAGGUGGUUUCCUUUUUUCAUACAGUGAUUAUUCCUUUGUUGAACCCUGUGAUUUAUACCUUUCGCAACCAGGAAGUGAAAUCUGCCAUGAGGAGGUUAUUGAGUCAAUAUGUGGUCUGCUGA
Myotis davidii is the source of this 678-nucleotide messenger RNA. RefSeq names its product olfactory receptor 4N4-like. Bases 1 to 678 code for a protein of 225 amino acids. NCBI's taxonomy places the organism in Eukaryota, Metazoa, Chordata, Mammalia, Chiroptera, Vespertilionidae. The record is from RefSeq and is a predicted model, not a curated record. Gene Ontology annotation, molecular function: G protein-coupled receptor activity; olfactory receptor activity. Gene Ontology annotation, biological process: G protein-coupled receptor signaling pathway. Gene Ontology annotation, cellular component: membrane. The transcript has a single exon.